AUGGCACCCAGUCGCGAAUCAUUCACAGACAGAGCGUACAACGCUAUAGAGAAGGCAGCAGAUGAAGCAGAAGAACAUGGCCACCCGCAAGUGGUACCCGCCCACCUUGCCUAUGUGCUCAUAAACGGAGACGACGAGGAAGGGCAAGACACCGUGCCGCUCUUCAAGCAGGCUAUUGAAAAGGCCGGUGGAGAUGGAGACUCGGUGAUUCGAUUCCUGAAGAAGACCAUCGUCCGCCUACCCGCCCAGUUUCCCGCCGUCUCCCAAGUAGCAGUCUCCUCGGCCCUCACCGAGAUCAUGGCUGCAGCAUACAAACUAUCCAAGAAGCAGAAGGAUUCUUAUGUUGCAAUCUACCACCUUAUUUCCGCCCUUGUGCAGGACCGAACCAUCGAACAGGGUCUCAAAGAAGCCGGCGUUCCAGAUAUGAGCAAGAUCGACCAGGCUCUAACGGAACUGCGAGGCUCGAAGAAGAUCGAUAACAAGACCGCAGACUCGACAGACGGCGGCAACGAAUGGCUGAAGAAAUUUACUGUUGAUAUGACGGCCUUGGCCAGGGAAGGGAAAAUCGACCCCGUCAUUGGCCGAGAGGAAGAGAUGCGGCGAGUUAUUCGCAUCUUGAGUCGACGAACCAAGAACAACCCCGUCCUCGUCGGUGAGCCUGGUGUUGGGAAGACGACCGUUGUCGAAGGCCUCGCGAGACGCAUCGUCAACUCGGAUGUCCCCACCAGCUUAGCCAAGUGCAAACUGCUGUCUCUCGACAUCGGCAGCCUGAUUGCUGGAGCCUCUUUCCAGGGCCAAUUCGAAGAAAGAAUCAAAAACGUUCUAAAGGAAAUCGAGACAUCCGACACGACAAUCAUCCUCUUUAUCGAUGAGAUCCACAUGCUCAUGGGCGCUGGCGCCUCCUCCACUGGUGGAAUGGAUGCCGCCAACCUUCUAAAACCAAUGCUUGCCAGAGGCCAGCUACACUGCAUCGGAGCAACGACCCUCAACGAAUAUCAGAAAUAUAUUGAAAAGGACUCCGCUUUCGAACGUCGUUUCCAGCAAGUCCUGGUCCCUGAACCAACUGUCCCCGAGACCAUAUCUAUCUUGCGAGGACUCAAGGAACGUUACGAAGUACACCAUGGAGUCAACAUCCUCGACUCGGCCAUCGUCUCCGCCGCCACCCUCGCUGCUCGCUACCUCACCUCACGACGACUUCCUGAUUCUGCAGUUGACCUUAUUGAUGAGGCUGCUGCCUCUGUCCGGGUAACCCGCGACUCUCAGCCAGAGGCCCUUGACCUCUUGGAAAGACGCUAUCGCCAGCUCCAGAUUGAAAUCCACGCACUCGAACGAGAAAAGGAUAAAGAUUCCAUGAUGCGACUUGAACAUGCCAAAAAGGAAGCCGAGUCCGUCAAUGCAGAGUUGGUACCACUUCGGGAAAAAUAUACCAAGGAGAAGCAACGCAGCCAGGAAAUCCAAGAGGCUAAGAUUAAGCUGGACUCACUCAAAGUACGACUCGACAGCGCCACAAGAUCUGGAGACACCUCCAGAGCAUCUGACCUGGCCUAUUAUGCCAUCCCCGAUGUGGAAAAGCGAAUCAUCGCCAUGGAGCGUGCAAAGGCCAAGGCCGACGCCGAAGCUCGUGAGAAGACUGGAGGAGAGUCUGACUCGCUUGUGGUUGAUGCAGUCGGACCCGAUCAGAUCAAUGAGAUCGUUGGCCGAUGGACAGGUAUCCCAGUCACCCGACUGAAGACAACGGAAAAAGACAAGCUGUUGCACAUGGAACAGCAACUCACAAAAACCGUUAUCGGCCAAAAGGAGGCAGUUAGGUCCGUGUCAAAUGCAAUUCGACUGCAACGAUCUGGUCUCAGCAAUCCCAAUUCGCCCCCGAGUUUCCUGUUCUGCGGACCAUCAGGAACCGGAAAGACCCUUCUGACAAAGGCUCUUGCAGAGUUCCUAUUUGAUGACCCCAAUGCCAUGAUCCGUUUCGACAUGUCCGAAUACCAGGAACGCCAUUCACUGAGUAGGAUGAUAGGUGCGCCACCCGGAUACGUUGGCCAUGAUGCCGGCGGGCAAUUGACUGACGGGCUACGGCGUCGCCCAUUCUCAAUCUUGCUAUUCGAUGAAGUUGAAAAGGCCGCAAAGGAGGUCCUUACCGUCCUCCUACAGCUGAUGGACGAUGGCCGAAUUACCGAUGGCCAGGGCCGCAUCAUCGACGCUAAAAAUUGCAUAGUCGUCAUGACCUCCAACUUGGGCGCAGAAUACCUCAGCCGCCCAACCCUUCCUGACGGAUCCAUUGACCCAACCACCAAACAACUCGUCAUGGGUGCAUUGAGGGACUACUUCCUUCCCGAAUUCCUGAACCGCAUAUCCAGUACUGUCAUCUUCAACCGUCUACCAAAACGCGAGAUUCGCAAGAUCGUCGAUGUCAGAUUAGCCGAGAUCCAGAAACGGCUUGACGAUAAUGGCCGCAGGGUGAAGAUCGAGUGCGCUCCCGAGGUUAAAGACUACCUUGGAAAGGCAGGAUACUCGCCUGCAUACGGUGCUCGACCGCUGGCCCGACUUAUCGAGAAGGAACUUCUGAACAACCUGGCCGUCUUUAUCUUGCGAGGCAGCAUCAAGGAUGGCGAGGUUGCUCGGGUCGUGAUGCAUAACGGGCGAAUCACAAUUGUCCCCAAUCAUGAAGAUGAUGCGGAUGCCAUGGAAACAUCAUCUGAUGAGGAGAACUAUGAUACCGAAGAGGAAAUGGACGAAGAUGAAGACGACAAGCUCUAUGACUGA
Molecule: messenger RNA, 2760 nt
Organism: Arthroderma uncinatum
Lineage: Eukaryota; Fungi; Ascomycota; Eurotiomycetes; Onygenales; Arthrodermataceae
Product: hsp98-like protein
Exons: 1
Coding region: 1-2760 (919 amino acids)
Biological process (GO): cellular response to heat
Cellular component (GO): cytosol; cytoplasm
Molecular function (GO): ATP binding; ATP hydrolysis activity
Source: RefSeq, a predicted model, not a curated record